Molecule: messenger RNA, 1562 nt
Organism: Oreochromis niloticus (Nile tilapia)
Lineage: Eukaryota; Metazoa; Chordata; Actinopteri; Cichliformes; Cichlidae
Product: G2/M phase-specific E3 ubiquitin-protein ligase
Exons: 8
Coding region: 254-1345 (363 amino acids)
Molecular function (GO): ubiquitin-protein transferase activity
Source: RefSeq, a predicted model, not a curated record
UGUUGUCCUUAAUUGCGUGUUGUGUGGACAAUGGAAUGUCACAUGAAUGAAUGUCUUUAAUGUGUGACAUUGUAGUACAUUUUUCCUUUGUUUCCCUUUAGCAUCACAGACUACCUCAAACUGCCCGACUCCAACCUUCAGCACCUUCAUAGAAUACAGAAAAAAGAAAAAUGAAGAGAGGCAAAAGUUUUCUGAAGGGAGGAAGGGCUUAAAGAAAAAGGAAAAAAGAAAGGUUCAGAUAAAUGUCGGCUUGAUGACCAUUAAAAAGGGUGGUUUGAAGCCAUACCGUGGAAAAACUAUUUUCCUAACAACAGACCCUGACGCUACUGCCACAAGUCUGCUCAAUCAAGCUGUUAAAAAAAUGAAGGACUUUAACAAAGAUCUAAAAGAUGGACCUUUCCUUCUUCUGUAUCCGGAUGGCACUGAGGUCAUUACUGUCCCUGGAACACAAAGACCAUUUACACUUGAGGCUUAUAAGGCUGAAGUUGGCAAGCCUUAUCAAAGAAUCACUGUUUUCAUCUGCUUGAAGAGUGACUUUGAAGAUGUUGGAGAAAACUCAGACUUGUCUGACUCUGACCCAGAGAUUGUUAUUAAAAGGCCCUCUGAGUUUGAUCUUGCUGAUACACUGCCAUGGGAACUUCAACAUGAAAGCAGUCCUUUACAGAAAGCGGCAGAAUAUGAGAAGGGUGCUGGGGAUCUUGUGCUUGCUAAUGAAGUACAACAGGUCCUGAAAGCUGAAUCAGAGGAGUCUUUGCAUAAUCUUAUUUUGCAAAACAGCACAAUCUUCCAAACUGCUGGAUGCCUCAGAAACGUCAAGCCUUGUGAGAAACAAGCAUUUGUGGAGGAGUACCUCAGAUGGUACAUCCUUGAAAGAAACCAAAGUGUCAUUCAACGAUUUAAAGAUGGACUGGAAAGUCUGAAUUUUUUAAGUGCACUGCAACAACAUUCCAGUGUGCUGGCCCCACUCCUAUGCUUCUCUGCCAAGGCCCUGACUGCUUCAGAACUGGAGAGCAUGUUCAGACCAGAUCUCAGCCCAGCAGGAAGCAACAAGCGGCAUAAGGAGGUCCUAACACUUGGCUUUUGGGCAGAUUAUCUCCUUGAUUGUGAAGAGAAGGCAACAGCAGUGUGUCUGGAAGAUUUGAUGAUGUUUGCCACAGGGCUGACGGCAGUUCCACCGGCAGGAAUGACACCACCACCAUGCAUCCAGUUUUUAAGUGAUUCGCCUUUUCCAGUUGCAAACACCUGUGCAAAUACUCUGAAGCUACCCAUCUGUGACUCAUACAGCAUCUUUAAGGCCAACAUGGACUUUGGAAUUCAAAAUGCUCCAGGAUUUGGAUGUUCUUAAAUCAGCAAGGUCAUCAAGUUACAGUUACUGAGUUACCCUGUUAGGUUCAGCUGCCGUUGGCACACUACUUAACACAUUCAUGUGACAAGCAACUUCCAUAGUGUCAAACAUUUAGUUGUUUUAGUUGUUUUUUCUGAAUAUUGUGUAUGUUGGAAAAGUGACAGAAAUGCUGGACACUAUUUGUAAAUGGUUUUAUUAAAGAAAAUUUUAAAUGUUU